CUGCAAUGUACACUUAAGGUGUAAUUCUUCAUUUUUUACUCAAAGGGCCGCUGUUUAUCAAGGAAGCUUUAAUUUUGCGCUUUCAUGUCCCGUACCCACCCCUAGCAAACCUCAGACCAGAGAGAGAAAGGCUUCUCUGUAGGAUGGUAUUUGCGCACACACUGUUGAACAUUUUAUUUAAAAUCCGUUACCCGAAACAGAGCGUGGAUUUCCAGUGGAUGUGCACAGAUAUCAAAGAUUUUAAAACUAGAGUAGGAUUAUAUUUCUGCGGAUCUUCUGUACCGCCGGGAAAAUGGCAGACGCAGUGAUGUGGCACACGGUAUUGUUUUUCAUCCUCCUUUCUUCUCGCUCCGUGAUCGCGCAGGUCAGUUACUCCAUACCGGAGGAAAUGGGGAAAGGCUCGAUGGUUGGAAAUAUUGCUCAGGAUUUGGGUUUGGAUAUAAAAAGAUUGAAAUCUGGGAAAGCGCGCAUUUACACGGUGGACAGCACGGAAUAUAUAGAACUGAACAGAGAGAGGGGCUCGCUUCUCGUUAAAGAAAAAAUAGAUCGAGAGUCGCUUUGUGCAAAAAAGACUCCGUGUGCUUUACAUCUACAAAUGAUUCUCGAGAGUCCAAUGGAACGGUACACAAUAACUAUCGAAAUCACGGACACUAAUGAUAAUGCUCCAGUUUUUCCAACGGAGGAAAUUAAUUUUGAAAUAAGCGAGUCGGCUGCACCGGGAGCGAGAUUCAUUUUAGAGAGAGCAAUGGAUGCUGACGUCGGUACUAACGGCCUUCAGAGCUACUCACUUAAACCGACAGAUCAUUUUGUUUUAGAUUUACAAAAUCAGGCUAACUAUGAUAAGAGUCUUGAAAUGAUUUUACAAAAACCCCUCGACAGAGAAAAACAGGAAAUGUUUACUUUGUUAUUAACCGCGACGGAUGGAGGUGAACCGGUUCUGUCUGGUACUGUACAGAUACAUAUUACUGUUCUUGAUGCUAAUGAUAAUGCUCCUGUCUUCUCGCAAAAAUUAUACAGAGCUACAUUAACCGAAAAUGCACCUAGAGGAACCAAAUUAAUUACCGUGCGCGCCUCUGACGCAGAUGAAGGCUCUUAUGGACAGGUAACUUACUACAUGUCAAAAACAGUAGAUCGUUUAUCAGAUUUGUUUACUGUCGACGUAAAUACUGGUGAAGUCAUAUUAAACGGGCAGGUUGACUUUGAAAAAUCGAGCAAUUAUCAGCUCGAAAUUCAAGCAAAAGAUCAAGGAGGACUCUCUGACUCAUGUAAGGUUAUUAUUGAGGUGUUGGAUAUUAACGAUAACACACCAUCGAUUAACAUUCUUUCUUUGUCUAAUACUAUAUCUGAGGAGUCAAAAGCAGAUACUGUUGUUGCAAUGAUCAACGUAAAUGAUCCGGAUUCCGGUGAAAAUGGAAAGGUUCAGUGUAUUAUCAGUGAAAAUAUUCCUUUUACCAUCACAUCUCCGUCCAGGAAUUUCUUUAGCCUGCUCACAGAUCAAGAGCUGGAUAGAGAGAGAGAAGCUGAGUAUAACAUCACUGUGAUUUGCUCUGAUGAGGGAGUUCCCUCACUCUCCAGCAGCACUUCUCUCCGUUUACACAUAUCAGAUGUAAAUGACAACGCGCCUGUGUUUGAGAGAAAGAAUUACGAGGCCUAUGUGGUGGAGAACAACACACCAGGUCUCUCUAUAUUCACAGUGAAGGCCAGUGACGCAGACUCCAAGCAGAAUGCUCGAGUUUCUUAUAUUUUAGAAGAGAGCACUGUCAAUGGAGUUCCGGUAUCAUCAUACGUGUCAGUCAGUGCCGAUAGUGGAGUCAUUAAUGCCGUGCGCUCUUUCGACUACGAGCAGUUAAAGGACUUCCAUUUCCACGUCAGAGCGCAGGACGGAGGCUCCCCUCCACUGAGUAGUAACGUGACAGUAAAAAUUACAAUCCAAGAUCAGAAUGACAACGCUCCUCAGGUUCUCUACCCAGUACAGACUGGUGGCUCUGUGGUGGCUGAGAUUGUGCCUCGUUCAGCAGAUGUCGGCUAUCUGGUCACUAAAGUGGUGGCUGUUGAUGUGGACUCUGGACAGAAUGCCUGGCUCUCCUACAAACUCCAGAAAGCCACAGACAGGGCGCUGUUUGAAGUGGGAGCGCAGAAUGGAGAGAUACGAACUGUGCGCCAGGUCACUGAUAAAGAUGCUGUCAAACAAAAGCUUACUGUAGUUGUGGAGGAUAACGGACAGCCAUCUCGCUCAGCUGUAGUGAACAUCAAUGUAGCUGUAGCGGACACUUUCCCUGAAGUGUUCUCAGAAUUCACCGACUUUACGCACGCCAAACAAUAUAACGAUGACCUCACCUUUUAUUUAGUUUUAGCAUUAGCUGCUGUUUCUUUCCUUUUCAUCACAACUGUAGUAGUAAUAAUAUCAGUAAAGAUCUACAGGUGGAGACAAUCGCGCGCCUUGUAUCACUCCAAUCUCCCAGUUAUUCCAUACUAUCCUCCCGGUUACGCAGACACAGGAGUUACUGGAACUCUCCCGCACAUGUAUAAUUAUGAUGCUUGUAUGACGACUGACUCGAGGAAGAGUAGCUGUAAAUAUUCUACACUUGGAGGACAAAGUGUUUUAGUGAUGGACCCGAGUUUUACAGAGACGAUGCAGCGCACGAUGAAAGAAAAUUUGCUUCUAGAAAAUACUGAAUCUCCUGAAAUGGUAAGCAUUCUUAUUUUAAUAAUUUAACAUUGCACACCAUAAAAUAUUAUAGAAUGACUGGAAAAACUGACUUGACAC
Molecule: messenger RNA, 2767 nt
Organism: Ictalurus furcatus (blue catfish)
Lineage: Eukaryota; Metazoa; Chordata; Actinopteri; Siluriformes; Ictaluridae
Product: protocadherin gamma-A2-like
Exons: 2
Coding region: 293-2716 (807 amino acids)
Biological process (GO): homophilic cell-cell adhesion
Cellular component (GO): plasma membrane
Molecular function (GO): calcium ion binding
Source: RefSeq, a predicted model, not a curated record